GCCAGCUUCUUCGGCUCUCUUGUUGCUGUCUUUUCCCUCUUAUCUUGCAUGUUCCAAAAGGCCUCCUAGAAUUUGCCGUCGAUUCCCAGAGCCAUGGAGGUGGCGCUGCCCAAGGACCUGCAGCAGCACGCCAGCCUGGCUAAGAGGAGACACGCGGAGCUGUGCCGGCAGAAGCGGGUCUUCAACGCCCGGAACAGGAUCAUCGGGGGAGAUACAGAAGCCUGGGAUGUUCAGGUUCAUGACCAGAAGAUAAAAGAAGCAACUGAAAAAGCUAGACAUGAAAGCUUUGCUGCUGAAAUGAGGCAAAAUGACAAAAUGAUGUGCAUAUUAGAAAACCGGGAAAGGAAAGACAAGAAAAAUCUCUGUAGGGCUAACAGUGAUUUCCAACAGUGCUUUCAGAAGCCAGAAACUCGUCGUGAAUUUGAUCUAUCUGACCCUCUAGCCCUUAAGAAAGAUCUUCCAGCCCGGCAGUCAGAUAAUGAUAUUCGGAAUACGAUAUCAGGAAUGCAGAAAUUCAUGGGAGAGGAUCUAAACUUCCAUGAGAGAAAGAAAUUCCAAGAGGAACAAAACAGAGAAUGGUCCCUGCAACAGCAGAGGGAAUGGAAGAAUGCCCAAGCUGACCAAAAAUGUGCAGAGGCCCGUCACACAGAGACGAGGCUGCAGUUUGACGAAACAGCCAGGCACCUUCAGAAACUGGAAAGCACAACCAAAAAGGCAGUUUGUGCAACUGUGAAAGAGUUCAACAAGAACCAGGCCGUUGAGUUAGCAGAAAGGAAAAAGCAAGAGAAAAAGCAAGAACAAGAAGACAACCUGGCAGAGAUCUCCAACCUGCUGCAUGGAGACCUGCUCUCUGAGAACCCGCAGCAGGCAGCCAGCUCCUUUGGGCCCCACCGUGUGGUCCCGGACCGCUGGAAGGGCAUGACUCAGGAGCAGCUGGAGCAGAUCCGCCUGGCUCAGAAACAGCAAAUCCAGGAGAAGCUGAGGCUUCAGGAAGAAGUGCGCCAGCGAGACUUGGACUGGGACCGACGGAGGGUUCAGCAGGCUCGUGCCACUCUGCUGUUUGAGCGACAACAGCAGCGCCAGCAGCGUGACCUACGCAGGGCUCUGGACAACAGCAACCUCAGCCUUGCCAAAGAGCAGCAUCUGCAGAAAAAAUAUAUGAAUGAAGUCUUUGCAAACCAACCCACAGGAGAUUAUUUCACACAAUUUAAUACAAUAAGUCGAUAAUGGAAAAGACCCUUCAUUCCCCUCAUUUAUGUAUGAAGUGCAGCAACCUUAAA
Molecule: messenger RNA, 1280 nt
Organism: Carlito syrichta (Philippine tarsier)
Lineage: Eukaryota; Metazoa; Chordata; Mammalia; Primates; Tarsiidae
Gene: RIBC2
Product: RIB43A domain with coiled-coils 2
Exons: 7
Coding region: 94-1227 (377 amino acids)
Source: RefSeq, a predicted model, not a curated record